Molecule: messenger RNA, 1925 nt
Organism: Coregonus clupeaformis (lake whitefish)
Lineage: Eukaryota; Metazoa; Chordata; Actinopteri; Salmoniformes; Salmonidae
Product: potassium channel subfamily K member 13-like
Exons: 4
Coding region: 635-1921 (428 amino acids)
Biological process (GO): stabilization of membrane potential; potassium ion transmembrane transport
Cellular component (GO): membrane
Molecular function (GO): potassium ion leak channel activity
Source: RefSeq, a predicted model, not a curated record
GUGGCAGAGGGACAGAACAUCUUGCAGUUGAGUAUAACAGCCUUGAGUUUGCCGUGGGUUUAUACAGAGUUCACCGUUUGAUGACACAUUUUAUUCAAUGUGAGCUAUUCGAAAGCAUCUUCUUCUUAACGCGCUCUGCGAGAGAGGCGUAUUUUGAGAAGGAGGGAGGUUGCGCAAUUGAACGCAGCGUCGUAAACUAUUAUCAGUCAAAGGUUUGUGGAUUUUACAGAGAGGUGAACAUUAGUUUAUUUAUUUUGGACAAGCGCAUAAAGGUGAAGGAUGACGCCAUACGUUUAUUGUAACGGAUAAUAAUAACGGACAUUUGGACUUGAUGGCCAAAGAGCCUUGACAACUGUUGAUGGUUACUGUUGUGUUUGUUCUUCGAUUAAUUUUCACAAUGACAGGUGACCAGCUGUUGAAUCUCCGAGGAAAACUCUCCUCCUUUUCUCUCUGGCUGUCUCUGCUCUCCAUCCCCGCAGCCUCCAACUCUAUUUCACCAGAGUUUCUAUCCUGAACCUGUUUGUUAUUUUCCACGAUAAACCUUAUGAUGGAUAAUGAGGAGUGUGUAAUUUUUUACAUAAUAAAACGAUGCGGCGCGUUCCCAGCACCUGUUGAACAGUGACUAGCCUACAUUAUGGCCUGCCGGAGCGGCUGCUGUUGUGGCUUCGGUCCCUUCAACGAAGAUAACGCCAGGUUCCUAAUGUUAGCGGUGUUUAUAAUCCUCUACCUCCUCUGCGGUGCCGCUGUCUUUUCAGCACUGGAACAGCCGAUGGAAGCAGAGGCGAAGGACCGAUGGGCGCAGCGUUUUGAACAGUUCAGCCAAAAUAAUAACUUGAACAAGAAAGAGCUGGACAACUUCUUGAGGAACUACGAGGAGGCGAACGUGGCCGGGAUUCGCGUGGACACUAUCAGACCUAGGUGGGACUUCACCGGUGCGUUCUACUUCGUGGGGACUGUGGUCUCGACCAUAGGGUUUGGAAUGACCACGCCAGCGACCAUCAGCGGUAAGAUCUUCCUCAUCUUCUACGGCCUGAUCGGCUGCGCCUCCACCAUCUUGUUCUUCAACCUCUUCCUAGAGCGCGUCAUCACCGUCAUCGCCUUCGUCCUUAAGUCCUGCCACGAGCGUCGCCACCUUCGCAAGGCCGUGCUUCCUCAAAAUGGCCGCCGACGCCUCUCUGAGGGCAGCGGUGGAGGUGGCAGGGGCGGAAGAGGCGGUAGGGGGGAGGGGCUGGCCGGGUGGAAGCCCUCGGUGUACUGUGUGAUGUUGAUCCUGGGCGCCGCCGCCAUCUUGGUUUCCUGCUGUGCCUCGGCCAUGUACUCUGCUGUAGAAGGCUGGGGCUACCUGGACUCUCUGUACUACUGCUUCGUAGCGUUCAGCACCAUUGGGUUUGGGGACAUGGUGAGCAGCCAGAAGUUUGCGUACGACGAGGGGAAUGAGAACCAGACGGCGUACCGGGUGGGUAACUUCCUGUUUAUUCUGACAGGAGUUUGCUGUAUCUACUCCCUGUUCAACGUCAUCUCCAUCGUCAUCAAACAGGUGCUGAACUGGUUGCUGAGGAGGCUGGAGGUGCCAUGUCGCUGCCCAGGGAGGGGGGGCCACCACCCGCACCCCAGACACCCCCGCAGGAACGUGGUAGUGCCCGGACACAUGAGGGCCAGGCGGGACCUGUCCAUCGAGACGGACGCAGUGAAUGAGAGCGAGGCGGACGGACGGAGGAUGUCUGGAGAGAUGAUCUCCAUGAAAGACUUCCUGGCUGCCAAUAAGGUGAACCUGGCCAUCAUGCAGAAGCAGCUGUCAGAGAUGGCUAACGGUCACCCUCGCCAGUCAGGCUCCAGCUCCCGCCACAACGGCUUCUCCGGAGGGGUGGGCGCCCUGGGCAUCAUGAACAACCGCCUGGCAGAGACCAGCGUGGACAGAUAGGCCU